Pseudozyma hubeiensis SY62 is the source of this 408-nucleotide messenger RNA. Its product is annotated as calcium-translocating P-type ATPase, SERCA-type. NCBI's taxonomy places the organism in Eukaryota, Fungi, Basidiomycota, Ustilaginomycetes, Ustilaginales, Ustilaginaceae. The record is from RefSeq and is a predicted model, not a curated record. The transcript has a single exon. Bases 1 to 408 code for a protein of 135 amino acids.
AUGGUGUUGGUUGGCGCUCGCAAGGAACGAACGCACUUUCUGAUUGGGGCUCGAGUGCCGUCGAACGGCUCGCUGCUCGCCACUCGGAAGAAAAAGACGAAGCGUUGCACAGCGCACCGCAGUGGUGAUAGCGUAGAUGCUGUUCGUCAAGCUGAAGCUGAUGCUGAGCGUGCCCCGAUGAAAUCCAACAGAGCUCAGUGCCUUUUUCCUUUCACGGCUGGCAGCGUCGGACACUGUGUUGCUGUGCCUGCAAAAAUUUUCUUGCAGAUCAAGCUUGUGCGAUCCUGUGCGAACGAUACCAUUCCGAAAGACUCCCUCGCAUCCUUCUUCUCCUCACCACCACCUUCAUAUCCCUCCCUCUCGCCCCACCUCUGGCGAUCCGCUUUCAUUACACAGAGCUACGUAUAG